Messenger RNA from Tachysurus fulvidraco (yellow catfish), 2661 nucleotides. It is a transcript of the gene fto, whose product is annotated as FTO alpha-ketoglutarate dependent dioxygenase. Gene Ontology annotation, molecular function: broad specificity oxidative DNA demethylase activity; ferrous iron binding; mRNA N6-methyladenosine dioxygenase activity. NCBI's taxonomy places the organism in Eukaryota, Metazoa, Chordata, Actinopteri, Siluriformes, Bagridae. The record is from RefSeq and is a predicted model, not a curated record. The transcript is spliced from 10 exons. Bases 240 to 1943 code for a protein of 567 amino acids. Gene Ontology annotation, biological process: regulation of multicellular organism growth; RNA repair; DNA alkylation repair.
GGGAAAUGUCGUUCUCUAAAAGAAAGACGCGUGGAUUCCUUGGUCUCACGUAACAAACCGAUCACGAUUCAAGACAACCUUAUUAAACACGCUUUAAAAUGAAAACGAAACGCUUGAGAAACGUCGCGUUAUCUGUUCCACCAAACAAAGUUUUAUAGGCUUGCGGAAGUGGACGCGAACUACAAGUACCGCGGGCACGCGCCCUGCGCUCGAGAGAGUGUAAACAGUACUCCAGGAACAUGAAGCGAUCGGAUGACAGUGAGAGGGAAAAGAGGAGAAAGAGGCGUCGUCUCAUACAGGAACUCGGCGAGCAGAAGAUCCCCUUCCUGACUCCGUCUGAUUCCGGCUUCCAGCAGCUAUGGGACACCAGUUAUUCUGGACUGAUGGUGCGGCGGUCAGGCAGCCUUCCCCCUGGCCUGGACGAGCGCGUUCAAUCCGCGCUGAGGACUCUGCGUGACCGAGGCUGCCUCCUGAGGGACCUUGUGCGUGUUCGAGAGCGAGACGUGUUCACGGCCGUGUCGCGUGCCCUCGUCGGCCACGCCGGCAGCACCUACCGCUACCUGGACACCCGUCUCUUCACCAUCCCCUGGCACUGCGAGGAAGACGAGGGCCUGGGACGUGACGAAGAGCACGGAGACAAACCAUGCUGUGACGCCGGGCUAAGAGCCGCCUGCAAAGCCUUAUGGGAGCUGAACCAGUUCUUCUGCUCUGACGUGCAACAGCAUCAGAAGACCCGGGCCAGCAAACGCAAGCGCAGCGAAGCAGAAGAAGAGGAGGAAGAAAAAGAAAAGACAGAAAGUGAAGGAUGUUCAGAAGAUCGAACGUGUGAAGAAAAGGAAGAGAAGAAGGCGGGGGAAGAUUCAGAUAGUGGACAGGGUUGCUCUCGCUUGUCUCCUCCUUCUAACAAGUCCGGCCCGAUCCGGUUUAACAUCACGCUCAUUAACUACAUGGACCCGGCCAGCAUGAGCCAGCUGAAGGAGGAGCCGUAUUACGGCAUGGGGAAGAUGGCAGUGGGAUGGCACCAUGACGAGAACCUCGUUCCUCUUUCUCCUGUCGCAGUUUACAGCUACAGCUGCCCGGGAGAGACCAAGACUGAAGUAAAGCCAGCUGAGGAAAAAGAAGGACAGACAUCAAACGAAGCAGACAAAGGGGACAAAGAAGGAGGGAGCCGGCAAGAAGUGGAGAAAGCAGGGGACGAGGGGACGAGUAAAGAGGAAGGAGCGAAAGAGAAGGCGUGCUGGCGUGUCGGGUUGAAGGUGGCCUGGGACAUCCACACACCAGGGUUAGCCCUGCCACUGCAGUCCGGAGACUGCUAUUACAUGACAGAUGAUCUGAACAGGACACACCAGCAUUGCGUACUAGCAGGAGACACGGCCAGAUUCAGCUCGACACACAGAGUCGCACAGUGCGUAACAGGAACCUUGGAGUACAUCCAGAAACGCUGCUCUGAAGCUCUGGAGAACUUGCACACAGAUCCAGAGACUGGUGCAAAGAGUCUACGCUCGCUUCUCCUCACCACCAUACAGCACAUAGAGGACAUCCAUAAUGAGGUGGAGUUUGAAUGGCUGAGGCAGUAUUGGUUCCAGGGCCGGCGUUAUGCUCGUUUCUGCAGCUGGUGGAGUAAACCCAUGGAGCGUCUGGAGACUGACUGGAAGCAGAUGGAGAGGAUGACUGAGCUGCUCCUGGCGGUGGUGGAGGAUGAGAGCAAUGUUCAGGAGAAUCGACAGGAGAUGGCUGAGACUCUGCUUAAUGCUCUGAGUGACAGACAGCAGCAUAGGCAGACCUGGAGGGACAGAUGCCAAUCGAGCCUGGCGCAGACUCUCCCCCCUGAGGAAGCUCCCGUCGACCGACCGUACUGGACCGGCGACGAUCCCGAUAUGCCUCUGCCUUUUGACCUCUCCGACAUCAUCAGCCGGGUGGAGUCACUCCUCUGGAGAAUGUGAACAUUUGAGUCAGACAAUGAAAGAGAGAGGCAGAAAGAGAUAGAGGUACCAUGUAGAAGUGGUACAGGUCAUACAAGAACUGCACUUACUGUACCUGGGGAUGAGCAUACACACACACACAGACACACAUCUACACACACAUCUACACACACACACAUCUACACAAACACACAGACACACACAUACAUACACCCACACACACACCAAACACAAGAUUCCACCAUCGCAUGGACGAACGGACGGAAAAGAAGAACGAAACAGGACGAGACUGAGUUCUUUUUAAUCUUUCUCAUUUCUUCCUUCAUGGUUGUUUAACUUGUAGUGUUACGAUGCGAACGCAUUUAAACAUUUCAGCAGUAGCUUUCAGAAACCUAGUCAUCCAGUAGUGUACGAUUUUACUCACAUAGUGUCUUUUAACAAGCUGUGUCUGUCCUGCAUCACGUAUACAGUAUACACAUCGCGCUUUACCAUGCACUUAUUGCUAGUUAUCUGAAGAUACAGAGAGGGAACGCAGCCACCAGGAUGGGAGGGAGGUCAUGUGACUGAUGUCUGAUGAUGUCAUAACGAGUCUGUAGUUUUCAGUUUUCAGUCUUUGCGUGUCAGUAUUGCCGAUUUCGAUUGUGUUUGCUUUUUUCUGCUAGUGUGUGUGUGUGUGUGUGUGUGUGUGUGUGUGUGUGUGAGACCUUGUGUACUCCUUGUGUGUGUGUGUGUGUGUGUG